AUGGGUCAAACCCCCGUCCUCGACCAAUUCCUCGCCAGUUUGCAGGAAAUCGUUCAGAGUCGCGAUGGCUCCAAACUCCAGGACUUUCUCCAGCUGGAGCCACCCCUCUCCGAAAUCUAUCAGCGCAUGAUUGUUGAACUCAGAGAAAAUUAUGGCCCAUUCCCCAAGACAGACGCCGACAUUCUGCAGCGAUGCGAACGUCUCGUACCCCGAACCAAGGGCGGUUCCUCAUGGACGGCUUUCCCGACUUUCAUCAAGCUAUACCUGAUCUUCCUGCGCGACAUGAACACCGAUAACCUCCUUGAGACAUACAACCAGUUGAAGGCGCUGUUAAAUCAGUGCGUGCUCGCUCUCGGAGACAGCCAACUGGGAGUUGUUGUCCUUCCUACCGUUCUCUAUCUGUCCAAAGUCCUGGCAAAACUAGCCCUGGGUCUGGACCGCCGGCCGGACCUGAUCGCGCAUAUUCGACGAGUGGAAGGUCUGGCAGACCAGGAUGAGAGUGUGGAGAAGGUAACUUUGGUGGAGAAGUCAGCCAACGUUGUGCGUGAAGCAUUCAUCAAAUGCUUGACCGAUCGUACCGGCACGCCUGGCCCGAAUGGCAAACCAGAAGGCAAGCGCGUUGGUAUCUAUCUCAUGGCCAACCUCUGCCUGAAACUGCUCUUCCAGUGCGGGAAACUGCGCAACGCGGAACAGAUGUUCGCCAGCAUCAGCGCUCAAUCACCUCCUCUGGCUCACUUCCCUGCCUCGCAGCGCGUCACCUACCUAUACUACCUCGGACGCUAUCUAUUCGCCAAUAACCUCUUCUACCCCGCUCAAAUCGCCCUCCAAGCUGCCUACGACCAAUGUCACCGCCAGGCCACAAGUCAACGACAUUUGAUCCUCUCAUACCUCAUCCCGUGUAACAUCAUCCUGGGUCGAUUCCCAUCCCAGGAACUCUUCCAAAGACCGGAGGCGCAAGGUCUUGCGCAACAUUUUCAGCCUCUAUGUCAACUCAUUGUUCGUGGAGAUUACAUCGCCUUCCGACAACAUCUAUCCUUUGGCUCACCCACCGCCCACUGGUUCGCGCGCAAAGGAAUCCUCCUCACACUCCGCAAUCGAUGUGAAAUUCUUGUGUGGCGGUCAUUUUCUCGCAAAGUUUUCAUGUAUGGAGGCUCUUAUGGAGGUCCGCAAGCGCAGGCGCAGCGCGGUCCACCACCUAUUCUCUAUCUUAAGAAGAUCGCGGCAGCUACGCGAUGGCUUCAAUUACAACACACACCCUCAACGAAUGGUCAUGCCCACUUCCCACCUGCUUCCAACAUCCAUGGAUCCCAGGUGGUCUCCGAACCCACGGAUCCUGACUAUGCCGCCUUGGAAGGCGCAGAUGGAAGGGUCAGCCCCUCCAUCGAGCAGGAUAUAUUGAGCAAUUUCGGCGACUACAUAGCCCCGGGCAGCUUGUAUACCGGGCAAGGACACUUAAUGCCCAACGCACCAGGUUCAUUAGUGGAAGGCGACCCCCAAGAGAACUACGGGAAUUACGAACUGGAUCCAUAUGCCUUUGUCCCCGAAGACAGCACAGAUCCAGACAAGUCUCCUAUGAUGCGAGAAAUCGAAUCAAUAUUGGCAUCAUUGCUCACACAAGGACUGAUGGGUGGAUAUAUUCUCCACCGCGAGCCCCGAUUCGCCAUUCCAGGUGCCAAACUGAAGGGUAUUAUGCCCACUGGAUUCCCAAAUGUUUGGCAGACAAUCUAUGCACAUGAAAGCGUUGACAAGAAUGUGCCUGGUUGGGUAAAGCCUCGCGCGCCCAUUGGACUCGGAGCUGGAGGUGGACGCGUUGUCAAUCUUGCAGGAGCACGUCCCGUCGGGAUGCAAUGA
This is a messenger RNA of Penicillium soppii, 1851 nucleotides long. RefSeq lists its product as uncharacterized. Gene Ontology annotation, biological process: transcription elongation by RNA polymerase II; post-transcriptional tethering of RNA polymerase II gene DNA at nuclear periphery; poly(A)+ mRNA export from nucleus. Gene Ontology annotation, cellular component: transcription export complex 2. Gene Ontology annotation, molecular function: RNA binding; double-stranded DNA binding. The record is from RefSeq and is a predicted model, not a curated record. Lineage: Eukaryota; Fungi; Ascomycota; Eurotiomycetes; Eurotiales; Aspergillaceae. Bases 1 to 1851 code for a protein of 616 amino acids. The transcript is spliced from 3 exons.